This is a messenger RNA of Lactuca saligna, 1257 nucleotides long. NCBI's taxonomy places the organism in Eukaryota, Viridiplantae, Streptophyta, Magnoliopsida, Asterales, Asteraceae. The record is from the annotation of a GenBank genome assembly.
AUGGUUGCCUCAAGUUCUUCUGGAUCCAACUCUAAGUCCACAGUUUCCGCCCAACUUUCAUCGACUCUAAAAGAAGCUGAAGAAAGCUUGGCUAUGAUAGUUGGGUUCAUGAAAUGUUAUAAUGCAUUACUGGCAGGAGAUUUGGCACCUCCAAUCUUGAGCAAAGAAGUUUACUCAGCGCACAUGAAAGAAUUGGUUAAAUUUGGAAAUUCUUCGUUUGAGGUUGUUGAUGAUUCUGAUUAUGAUGAUGCUAAUGAUGAUGUUGAUGAUUCUGAUGAUGAUGAUGAUACUAAUGAUGAUGUUGAUGAUUUUGAUGAUGAUCAUAGUGAUAGUGAUGAUGAUAGAAUGGAUUUUUGUAUGUAUGUACCACCGAAAGAGUCGAUCAAUAAGGAUGUGGAUACUCCAGAUGAGACAGAAAAGGAUGUCAAUAUCUUUAAGCAGUCAAAUGAUCCCACACCCAAACAGAUGGAUGAUCUCAUUGCUCAACUACAGCCGGGAGUGCUUUCUAUUGAGCCAGUACAACAUCCCUCUCCAAUUGCUGAGCCCAUUCAAGUUGAUCAUGAUGAUCAAAGUCCGAUUAUUGAGCCCACUCAAGUUAUUCAAGAUGUUCAAAGCCCAAUCAUUGAAACAGCCCCAGUCCAAGAAGAUGUUCAAAGUCAAAUGUCCAAAGGAAAAGGAAUAUCUAUUGGAUCCAAUCAAGGAGGUGAUGAAGACUCCCAUCAAACCGUCUCUGAGCUUAAACAAAAGAUUGUGCUUUUGAAGCAGGAAUCCAUUGAAAAGGAUUUUCUGAUUGGUAGUCUGAAUGUGAGAGUUUCUAACCUUCAACAGGAGAACUCUGUUAAAGAUGCAAAGAUUUCUAAACUUCAAGCAAAUCUUGGUGGUAUAACUGCUUUAUUCUUUUACCAGAAGAAAUGUUUACAUCAGAAGUUUGGUGAUGAUUUUCAACCUUUAAGUGCUAAAGGUGAAAAGAUUUCUGUAUCUAGCUAUGAUCUAGUCAAUCCACCCUCUGAACAUGUGAGUGAAAGACUUGUUAUACCUACUCCGGACGUGAAUCUUGACACUCUUUUAUCUUUUGGACCUUCUUUUGCUCAAGAAAGAAGUGAGAAACAAGCACGAAUUGAGCAGUCGAAAGGGAAGAUGUUGGUGAUGAAACAUUUGGAUCAGAAUGGUCCAGGAGAUCACCCUGAAAUGUUUUUAAGGGAAACUGGGAAGAAAUUUACUGACAAGUAUGGAGAUCGCUCGGGCAUUUUGAUGUAG